UAUGAAGUGUACAAUGUUCACAUAUCGCGUUUACCGAUCGAUAUCAAUGGAGGACUCGCAUUUUUCGUGGUCUCCUGAGCGCUUCGUAUAUUUCGUGAAUCUAGUGUUCAGCUGAGUGAAAAAGUCUUAGAAAGUGUUGUUUUUGCUUAGUUACAUCACAGAAAGCUUGAAGAGCUUCUAAUAGGAGUGCAAAAUGUCUUUCAAAUCACGCAGGUGGUAACGAAGAAACAAUUAUAAAGUCACAACAAGUGUUGUGGUAGUACAGCGGGUGGGAAGCCAAUGGUCCGGGAGAGUCAGGGGGAUUCAGACUACAGCAACAUGAAUUCAGCCGUCAGCUCAGAAUCUAUGGACUUGGCUGAAGAGGACAUGUCCCAAGUGGACGGGUGCGGGCUAAGCGGCGGCUCGGAGGACGAAGACGAGUGCGCGUCGUCGCCGGCCGGCUCCGCUUACGAGGACGGCGCUGACGUCAUCAAGAGUGCCAUGAGCGAUGAGGUCACCAAGCAGCUGGCUGCCGCUGGACCGGUUGGCAUGGCGGCCGCGGCAGCUAUAGCGUCAUCGAAAAAACGUAAAAGGCCACAUUCCUUCGAAACGAACCCUUCAGUAAGGAAGAGACACCAGAACAGGCUACUUAGAAAACUUAGACAAACGAUCGAGGAGUUCGCGACGCGCGUGGGGCAGCAGGCCGUGGUGCUGGUGGCCACGCCCGGCAAGCCCAACACGUCGUACCGCGUGUUCGGCGCCAAGCCGCUCGAGGACGUCGUGCGCAACCUGCGCUGCAUGAUCAUGGAGGAGCUCGAGAACGCGCUCGCGCAGCAGUUCGGGCUGGGCGGGUGCCCGCAGGCGCCGCCGCCGCCGCUGGACGACCCCUCGCUGUUCGAGCUGCCGCCGCUCAUCAUCGACGGCAUCCCCACGCCCGUCGAGAAGAUGACGCAGGCGCAGCUGCGCGCCUUCAUCCCGCUCAUGCUCAAGUACUCCAUGGUGCGCGGCAAGCCGGGCUGGGGCCGCGAGUCCACGCGGCCGCCGUGGUGGCCCAAGGACCUGCCGUGGGCCAACGUGCGCAUGGACGCGCGCUCCGAGGACGAGAAGCAGAAAAUGUCGUGGACGCACGCGCUGCGACAGAUCGUGAUCAACUGCUACAAGUACCACGGCCGGGAGGACCUGCUGCCUGCCUUCACCGAGGAAGAGGACGACAAGAUCACCGUGCAGCAGGCGUGCGCGGGCAGCUCCAGCUCGCCGAGCGCGUCGGGCGCGCGCGCGCACGCGUCCGCCGUGCUCUCCUCGUCGCAAGUCUGCAUCGACCAGAUGACCCUCACCGACGUCGACAUGUCGCAGUACGCGCCGGCCGUGCUGCAGACGAUCACGAACCCGGAUGGCUCGGUGUCGCUGAUCCAGGUGGACCCGAGCAACCACAUCAUCACGCUUCCCGACGGCACCACGGCGCAAGUGGUCAGUAUCGAUACACGAUAUGCCGAAUCUACACGAAACUGGAUCGACGGAUCCUUUAAAAUCCACAGCGGGGAGGGCGGCGGCGUGGUUCAGGCGCUGGACGGGGACGGCGCGGUGGCCGUCGACCUCAAUGCCGUUGCCGAGGCCACGCUCAACCACGACGGGCAGAUCAUACUCACGGGCGAGGAUGGACACGGUUAUCCGGUUUCGGUGUCGGGCGUGAUAACAGUGCCGGUGUCCGCGUCCGUGUACCAGUCCAUGGUGGCUUCCAUGCAGCAGCAGGACGGCGUCUGCGUCGCGCCGCUCGUGCAGGUGGAGCAGAACGGCGAGACGUUGGAGGCGAUCUCCAUGGGCGGCGGGGUGGCGCAGGUCAUGCUGCAGGGUGGCGGGGAGGCGCAGGUGCUGCAGGUGCUCAGUCUCAAGGACGCCACAGUGCUCACCAAGGCCAUGCAAGUGAAGUCCGAGCGCGACGCGGUGGCGGCCGACUCCUAGCUGGCGCGCUCGCGCUCCCCCUCCCGCGCCCCGCGCGCCCCGCCCGCCCGGCGGCGCCGCGCCCCCCGGCCCGCGCGCACCCGCUACUGAAAUAACCUCUGCUUUACUAAGAAACUGAGUAGUUCUCGGAGAAGCCGGCCGUACACAGCGAAACGAUUUAAAUUUUACAACUCUUAGUAUAAAAAACCAAUACUUCCGUCAUGUGACACAUUUUGCAAUUAAAUUUUAGUAAUAUUUAAAACGAUUUUAUGCAUUACCCAAUUAUAUCUAUUGGAAAUGAUGAUUGGCAAACGUAGACGAAGCAUAGUGUUUGAACGUGUCGAGAGCGGGUAAAGGGUUAUAUUUUCUAGGAAUAAUUCACGAGUGAGAAUUUGUGGAACACGAUCAGUAAUACUGCUUUUUCAUUUUAAAAUUGGCUAAAUUAAUAAUAGAUGCGUUUAAGAUUUACUUUGUUCAAUUUUAAAGUUUCUCAUUAAUAAAAAGUAGGAUUACUGAUGUGUCGCGCGUGAGGCGUAUAUACAUCCUAAGUAGCGUAAUUUUAUUAAAAUACCUCCUUGGUCGGUGAACUAAGGAUCCAUAAAAUGGGAAUAACUAUUUAUUUAAUUUAUUCAACGAUUAAUUUAUUUUGGUUAUUAUUAAAAAUAUCUUUCAACGAAACGCGACUACAUCAUAUAUGAUUUAGUGAUUUUAAAUUAUUUGCUGUUGAUAAAGAUCCCAGAUUUGUGCAAUAUAUUUUUUUUUUACUAGACGCGUUUAUUUUACGUAGACGAUGAAAACGUAACGUUUAUUUUUAUGUUAAAAAUGUAUGUACAUUAUUAUUUAUUGCGUGAACUACAUUCCUCUAAUUAAUAAUUUAUUUAAGGAUAUUUGUUAAGUAAAAUGUUGUUUUAAUUUAUUUUUUAUUGUUUGUUACACGAACGUUUCAUUCUAGUCUACCGACAGUCAUUAGCGAAAACAUUCUAGUCUACUAAAGAUAUACAAAAAAAAAACUUUUAUAAUAAUUAAAUUUGUAUCAUACGUACCUAGGCGAAUUAAAGUAAUUGAUGUAUUUAACUGUACUUAUUGACGAUUUUCAUUACCGCGCAGGGUUUUAAAUCCAAUAUAUCGAUGUUUUAAAUGUGGUAAUAAAGUUUCCUUAGCAUUACCAGAGAUAUUUGACUCUAAGCUUACAAAUAGAGAAGCCUGGAUGUUAAUUGUCGGCAUUUGUACGUUAUUAAACCUAUAUUACUAGGUUCAUACGGUUUACCCUAAAAUUAUUAUUAAUUUAAAAAUUAUAGUCAAAACUAGUUAUAAGGAUAGAAGUCAUAGAAAAGUACAAAUCGAUAUAUUUUAAAUGUAUGAUGAAAUUUAUUUGUCGUACGAAAAGACAAGUGAUGUACCAAUUGUUUUGUCAUUUGAAUAUUUUAUUUAGUUUAUCAUGCGUUUAGUAAUUUAUUUUAAUUUAAACCAAAGAGCGAUUGUGUUUUGUCUUAUGUUUAGAAAUGAAAAGCACAAUUUUGUUGUUAAGUACAAUAAUUUGUGGUUGUAAAUAAUGGUAUGACUGUGUGAAUAUUGCAAUCAUUAUAAAUAAAGUAUUUACGUACAUU
This is a messenger RNA of Nymphalis io (European peacock), 3524 nucleotides long. It is a transcript of the gene ewg, whose product is annotated as DNA-binding protein Ewg. The coding region runs from base 280 to 1938 and encodes 552 amino acids. Gene Ontology annotation, cellular component: nucleus. The record is from RefSeq and is a predicted model, not a curated record. Lineage: Eukaryota; Metazoa; Arthropoda; Insecta; Lepidoptera; Nymphalidae. Gene Ontology annotation, molecular function: RNA polymerase II cis-regulatory region sequence-specific DNA binding; DNA-binding transcription factor activity, RNA polymerase II-specific. The transcript is spliced from 14 exons. Gene Ontology annotation, biological process: regulation of transcription by RNA polymerase II.